Aspergillus versicolor CBS 583.65 is the source of this 1491-nucleotide messenger RNA. Its product is annotated as NAD-dependent succinate-semialdehyde dehydrogenase. The record is from RefSeq and is a predicted model, not a curated record. Gene Ontology annotation, molecular function: succinate-semialdehyde dehydrogenase (NAD+) activity. NCBI's taxonomy places the organism in Eukaryota, Fungi, Ascomycota, Eurotiomycetes, Eurotiales, Aspergillaceae. The coding region runs from base 1 to 1491 and encodes 496 amino acids. The transcript is spliced from 5 exons.
AUGCUUCCUUUCACUCUAGAUGAUCCAAGUCUUCUUCAUGAAGCCUCUCUGUUGAAUGGCAAAUGGGUUCAGGCCCAGCAGCAGCAAACGUUUGGCAUUGAAGACCCUGGAUCUGGCCAAGUUUUUGCUUACUGUCCCAACAACCGCCUCCCAGAUGUCGAUCAGUACGUCGAUUCUGCACAAACCGCAUUCUUUAAAUAUAAAGAAGCAAACCCCAGAGUGCGAGCAAAGUUGCUUUUGAGCUGGCAUGGCCUGAUCACCAAUGCGCGAAAUGACAUCGCAAAGCUCUUGGUCUAUGAAACAGGCAAGCCGAUGGCUGAAGCUCUAGGUGAAGUUGAUUACGCACUCGGCUUUGCAUGGUGGUUCGCCGGCGAAGCUGAACGCAUCCGUGGCUCAAUCGCCCAGCCAUCCGUCUCUAGUAGACGCACGCUGGUAAUAAAGCAGCCAAUUGGUGUCAGCGUAGCAUUGGUUCCCUGGAACUUCCCUGUUGCCAUGACUAUCCGUAAGGCGGCGGCUGCCUUGGCUGCUGGCUGCACAAUGAUCAUCAAACCUUCACCUGAGACUCCUCUCAGUAUAUUGGCCCUUGCAGACCUGGCUUUGAGAGCCGGUUUUGAGCCCGGUGUCUUGAACAUUAUUACCACAGAUAACGAGAACACCCCUGUGGUUAGUGAGAGGCUUUGCAAGCAUCCCCUUGUGCGCAAGGUCACUUUCACUGGUAGCACUACAGUUGGCUCGAUCAUCGCGAAGCACUGUAGUGAUGGACUAAAGAAGGUAACCCUCGAGUUAGGUGGCAACUGUCCUUUCCUAGUUUUCGACGACGGGGACCUUGAUCAAGCCCUCGCUGCACUGAUGGUCUUGAAGUGGCGUACCGCCGGGCAGGCAUGCACACACGCUAACCGAGUCUACGUCCAAAGUGGUGUUUAUGACAAGUUCCUGUCAAUGCUAGUCAACGCCACAAAGAAACUUCAAGUCGGUCAUGGCGCGGCCUCGGGCACAACGAUGGGAGCAUUGACGACAACUCGAGGCUUAGAAAAGAUGGAGCGACAUAUCACCGAUGCGGUUUUGAAGGGUGGCAAAAUUGCCUGUGGUGGGAGGAGACUAACGAAUCUACCUGGAAACUUUUUCGAGCCCACGAUCAUUUCUGAGAUGGCGCCAGCCAUGUUGACGAGCAAAGAAGAGAUUUUCGGACCCCUCCUUGGGUUAUAUCGCUUUGAGACCGAGGAGGAAGUUGUCCAAAUGGCAAAUGAUACUAGUAUGGGCCUUGCGGCCUACUUCUUCACCAAAGACACCAGCCGCACGUGGAGGUUGCUUGAGAGACUUGAAGCCGGAAUGAUCGGGAUGAACACAGGGAACGCUUCUGGGGCCGAAUCACCGUUCGGGGGUAUCAAAGCUUCUGGCUAUGGAAAGGAGGCAGGCAAAGAUGUCGCGAUCGAAGAAUAUCUUAUUUCGAAGACGGGGACUCUGACUGUUGAUCCCAUGUCGAAGCUUUAA